Candidozyma duobushaemuli is the source of this 4272-nucleotide messenger RNA. It is a transcript of the gene STT3, whose product is annotated as dolichyl-diphosphooligosaccharide--protein glycosyltransferase subunit. The record is from RefSeq and is a predicted model, not a curated record. Gene Ontology annotation, cellular component: membrane. Gene Ontology annotation, molecular function: dolichyl-diphosphooligosaccharide-protein glycotransferase activity; metal ion binding. Gene Ontology annotation, biological process: post-translational protein modification. The coding region runs from base 1 to 4272 and encodes 1423 amino acids. Lineage: Eukaryota; Fungi; Ascomycota; Pichiomycetes; Serinales; Metschnikowiaceae. The transcript has 3 exons.
AUGGGAACCAGCACAGUGGCCACCACCGAGGAGCCUCCGCUAACACAAAAUGAUACUGACGGAAGUGAGCCGAAGCCCCUUCCGAGACAUCCAAAUGAAACCUACGAGAAUUACGGAAAGACCCUUUCAAAGAAGUUUGAGCAAAGGGAUGAAGAACACGACAUCCACAAUGAAGAUGACAAUCAGAGAUCCCAGGAAGAUAGCAAGCAGAGCUCACACGAUAAUCAAAGUCCAGCCGAGUCGAACACGGGAUCUACGACCCCAGUUGAUCCUUCCGAAGGUGACGAGGAGUCUAAUAAGGAAUGUUCGAGCGACCUACAGUUUAAGAAGAAAGAUCUCAAGAAACCAAGAACCCAGUCAUUCCAACUGGUUUUAUCCACAGCAUCGCUCAAGUCCUUGAGACAGACAGAGCCGGCUAAUCCUCCUGCGUUACAAAGAAAUUCAAGUAACCUUGGCAACAUGAGCCUGACGGGAACGGGCAACCACAAGAACUUCCAGUCAUUCAUCCAAGCACCUGUGCUCUCGUCAGUCAGUAAUCUUCGUGCAUUGGACAAUAUAGUGAUUGGGCAGCAACUACCCUUUGAUCACAAGGACCCACCAUCUGAAACCGAACUGAAUAGACUGAGACACAACAGCAAUGUGACGCAGUCGAGUACUCAACCGGUGAUAAAGGAUGACCGUGACGAUGAUGACGAAUACAGAGAAGAGACAAUACUACAACAACAGAAACUCACACUAAAUGCCUUGAAGAAGCUUUCCUUGUCUCUAGCGCCAAUUAUAAGAUCUGACGAAGAGACUGGUCCUGAAUCCAGGCAACUCACGACAAAACUGCUUAACGGUCUGCUUAAACCAGAGUCGAAGCUCGAGCAGAGAAAAGAAGAGGGACACAAUAAGGGACAAACAGAAAAUCGCACUAAACCAUAUCUUCCAGCACAGGUUGACUUGAGUCUGUUUGCAAGUCUCACACGGCAGAACAAACAUCUUGCAGAGCCCAAGAUUCCUCAGUCACAAGGAAAGCCGACCAACCAACCAAACGAACGUUCGAAGAAUGCCCCUUUAUCUUCCGAACGUGAUUAUCACAUUGAUAUGCAACGGCAAAUGCUUAGCAUGCAAAAUCAAGCCAACGGUAGCGAAUCCGCACAGAAGCUUUAUGAUCAAACUCUGCUCAUCGAGCCUGAUCCAGUUACUGGCAUCAAAAAUGCACCGCAGCAAACUAAAGGCCCUAUCAAUCACUCCAACUUGAAUCUUCACAGUCACAAACUUCAACAAUCUCAAUCGCAAGCGCUGAUGAAUACUCCAAGUCAGCAGCUUUCUCACAGCCAAUCUCUCGGACAGCUUCAAAGCCAGAAGAGUGAAACAGAACUUAAUCCGGUCGUUCCACCCAUGGACAUGAAUGUGCGUAACAGGAAGACGAGUCAAGCUGAGGAUACCUUACCGAAACAUGCUAGCUUGGCCGAUAAAAGAAUCCAGCAAAUCAAGGGAUUUAGAAACCCAAUGUAUAUUCCAGCGGUAUUGCGGAAAACAUUGGAUAAGGAUGCUGAUUUAGGGCCUUUGUCCAGCAAUCUGACUGAUACUGGCAGGGAGUCUUACUUUGAGGGGCUCUCCAGAGUAGGGCUGCCAAACCGAGACCAUGGCUCUAGCUCAAAUUCCAUACGUUCAGUUGACCUGGCGGAAAAUACCAUUGCCUCGCCGAGCCUCCCAUUUACGGGGCCCUACACGCUCAACAAGAAACAGUAUGAACACAUCUUGAAGGCUGCACCUACAAGAAAACACUGGCUCAAGGAUGAAGCUGUAUCCGAGUGUGGCAUAACCACUUGUCGCAAGAACUUCAACUUCUUUGAGCGCAGGCAUCAUUGCCGUCGCUGUGGUGGUAUCUUCUGCAAAGAGCACACGCUGCACUAUUUGUAUAUCAACCACCUUGCUCAAUUCACUACUGGUGGCCGCGGAACGCUCUCCAGGGUUUGCGACAAUUGCAUUGAAGAGUACAACGAGUUUAUGAAGCAAGAGUUUGGCGUGACAUGUCACAGACCAAGAAGCUCAAUAGAUGUGACAACGGCACCUUCGGAGGAACCAGAGAUCAGACCUUCGAACAAGCCUGCCUUGAGCCCACGUAAGGAAUUGCUCAAGUAUAAGAACCCACACCAGCGGCCAAGAAACCAGAUCUCUCCUCAAGUACAAAAUGGGAAGGGCUAUGCCCGCGAAGAUCAAUCCACCGAGCAAGUUGCAGGCAGCUUCGACCCUUGGUUUAACUUCAGAGCCACGAAGUUCUUGGUCUCUCACUCGUUCUACGACUUUUUGAAUUGGUUCGAUGACAGAACUUGGUAUCCCUUGGGCAGAGUCACUGGUGGCACUUUGUACCCAGGAUUGAUGGUUACUUCCGGUGUGAUUUGGCACACGUUAAGAGAUUGGUUUGGCUUGCCCGUGGAUAUCCGUAACAUUUGUGUGAUGCUUGCACCAGCAUUCUCGGGUAUCACUGCCAUCUUCACUUACUAUUUCACGAAGGAGAUGAAAGACUCCAACGCGGGACUUUUGGCCGCCAUUUUCAUGGGUAUCGCCCCAGGUUACAUCUCUCGUUCCGUGGCAGGCUCAUAUGAUAACGAGGCUAUUGCGAUUACCUUGCUCAUGGCCACAUUCUACUUGUGGAUCAAAGCCAUGAAGGUUGGCUCCAUUUUCUAUGGUACUUUGACUGCCUUGUCGUAUUUCUACAUGGUGUCGGCAUGGGGUGGUUACGUCUUCAUCACCAACUUGAUUCCAUUGCACGUUUUCGUGUUGAUCUUGAUGGGUCGUUAUAACCACCGCUUGUACACGGCCUACACCACAUGGUAUGCCUUGGGAACUAUCGCGUCGAUGCAGAUUCCUUUUGUUGGUUUCUUGCCUAUCCGCUCGAACGACCAUAUGGCUGCAUUGGGUGUGUUCGGUUUGUUGCAGUUGGUGGCUUUUGGUGCCUACGUGCGUUCAAACGUUCCCACCGCUCAAUUCAAGGUGUUUUUAACCGUGUCUCUUUUUUUCACCACCCUUUUGGGUGUGGCUGGUUUGACCGCCUUGACUGCGGCUGGCUGGAUUGCGCCAUGGACUGGUAGAUUUUACUCUUUGUGGGACACCAAUUACGCCAAAAUUCACAUUCCAAUCAUUGCGUCUGUCUCUGAGCAUCAACCCACCGCAUGGCCCGCAUUCUUUUUCGACACUAACAUGUUGAUUUGGUUGUUCCCAGCAGGUGUAUUCUUCUGCUUCCAAGAGAUGCGUGACGAGCACCUUUUCAUCAUUAUUUAUGGUGUCCUUGGUUCCUAUUUCGCUGGUGUUAUGGUUAGAUUGAUGUUGACUUUGACCCCAGUUGUUUGUGUUGCCGCUGCCAUUGCAUUGUCCAAGUUGUUCGAUGUUUACAUGGAUGUCUCCGACAUUUUUGGUUCCGAGGCUGCCGUCGAAGAAGUCUCUGAGAAGAAGAAGAAGGGACCUGCCAAGCAAGGCAAACAGUUCCCCAUCUUCAAGCUUCUCAGCAAAGGUGUCGUGUUGGCUUCAUUCGUGUACUAUCUUGUCUUCUUCGUGUUGCACUGUACCUGGGUGACUUCUCAUGCCUACUCCUCCCCUUCUGUGGUGUUGGCCUCACGUAAUCCUGAUGGCACUCAAAACAUCAUCGACGACUACAGAGAGGCCUACUACUGGUUGAGAAUGAACACUCCAGAGGAUGCCAAGGUCAUGGCCUGGUGGGAUUACGGAUACCAAAUUGGUGGUAUGGCCGACAGAACCACCUUGGUUGACAAUAACACCUGGAACAACACUCAUAUCGCCACUGUGGGUAAGGCAAUGGCCACCAACGAAGAGAACGCAUACGACAUUUUGAAAAAGCACGAUGUCGAUUAUGUGCUCGUUAUUUUCGGUGGUGUGUUGGGAUACUCCGGUGAUGAUAUGAAUAAGUUCCUCUGGAUGGUGAGAAUUUCCGAGGGUAUUUGGCCCGAUGAGAUCCACGAAAGAGACUACUUUAGUACCAGAGGUGAGUACAAGGUCGACAAGGAUGCCUCGGAAACCAUGAAAAACUCCAUGAUGUACAAGAUGUCCUACUACAGAUUCGCCGAAUUGUUCGGCGGCAGAGAGGCGCAAGACAGAGCUCAGGAAGCUUUCACGUCGCAAAACUGGAUUGUGAGAAUCUACAAGGUCAAGGAUCUUGACAACCUUGGUAGAGAGCCCAAGGCAGCUGCCGACUUUGAGAGAGGAACUUCCGGGGCAAACAAGAGGGUGAGGGCCGUGAAGAAGCCCGCUUUGGACUUGAGGGUUUAA